Molecule: messenger RNA, 418 nt
Organism: Orbicella faveolata
Lineage: Eukaryota; Metazoa; Cnidaria; Anthozoa; Scleractinia; Merulinidae
Product: small ribosomal subunit protein eS21-like
Biological process (GO): translation
Cellular component (GO): ribosome
Molecular function (GO): structural constituent of ribosome
Source: RefSeq, a predicted model, not a curated record
AGUAGCGCGCACUAUGAAUGCUGGGACCGCACAUGUUUCGUUCUUUUUUCCGCCAUCUUUGUUUUACAGGAGUUGUUGAGUUGUCUUGGAAAGAUCAUAAAAUAAAAUGCAGAACGAAGCAGGAGAAUACGUUGAUAUGUACACUCCAAGAAAAUGCUCUGUCACUAAUCGUGUGAUAGCGGCCAAAGAUCAUGCUUCAGUUCAGCUGAACAUUGGGGAGAUUGACGAUACUGGUCGAUUCACUGGCAGUUUCAAGACAUAUGCUUUGUGUGGAAACCUCAGGCAGAUGGGUGAGGCUGACGAUUCACUGACAAAGAUUUGUAUAAGGGAUUCUAUUAUAAACAAGAACUAUGACUCUUGAAGUGAAAUAAAGAGAGUGUUCUGGCUUAAUAAAUAAAUGAACUCUGAAGUGAAGUGA